GGAGAAGACGCACUAAUUCGUGUGGGUGGCGUAAAUCCAGUAUGCAUGAGCCAGUAAUGCUGGCCAGAGCUGUUUUUUAUUUUCUGUGGAGAAGAGAGGAAGGCACAGAGACUUCAUACACAUGAAUAGCAUCUUUUUCUGAAGACUCUGAAGGAGGGAAUUUACUGCGUUCCCACUGCUGCAGUGUAGCGGUUGAGAGGGGAGUUAACAGGUGAUUUUGAGAAUGAAAUUGGAGCCCAUCCAAGCUCUCAUAUGUGAAUGGCAACAGACUUCUAGAGCAUACAAGAUGACCAGAGUGAUUAAUCAAUUACAGACAACAGGUGUUGUGGUAUAGGACAGAUCUGCAGGUUGUUUUUGGUCGGUUAUGUCUCAGUCAGGUAAAAUCCUCCACCUGUAUGUAGAAGUGAGAUCUGUCACUGAUGAAGAAGGAAAAGACCUGGGAGAUGUGGAAAAAACAGACUCCCUCAUGUUGACAGCACCAGACAUCCUUCAGUCAUCGCAGUUUGGUGUCCCUAAUGCACCACAUGGCCGGACGUCCCCACGUGGAGUGCUGCAUAAAGGUGGAAGCAGCACCCAGAGCUUGGCCUGUAAUAAAUCAACAUCUAGACACUCUGUAAGUUUUCAGCUACAUCCAGGACAUGGCUUAGACCAACCGUUGACCCAACACCAGAAAAGUUUACCUUAUAAUGAGUUAAACCAGUUACUGUCUGCCCUUCAGACAGAUCCCGCUGCAAAUACUUGUCAUUUGGUGUGUGCUCCUUCUGAACGUGACCCCUUCUUUGGGAGGGAACAUCACCUGUCAGGACGGUUUACUGCCCCUCCGACUCCCAGUGGAACUCGUAAAGCUUUCAGCCCAACUAAGAUGAAGGUAGGAGAUGAAGGAAGGCGAUCUGUUGCCACUUUCAGUUACAUUGAAAAAGCUCAAAUUAAAUUAGUAGAGGGUCAGUAUAGCUCUUUGUGCAAUAGCGAGCCUCAGAAUCCUUUCAACAGAAACAUGGAGGAAAAAGCUAUCCCUCUCCACCUUAGGAAAAGGCCCAGUGACCCAGUGCUGUUCAACAGCUUGGAGUCCAUGAACAACUGUAAUUCAAAACAGCUUAGUCAAGGUUUAGGCAACUCACAUAUGGGUACCCCCAGCAUUAGGAGGGCAACUCUAGACUCCAUUGCCAGAGAAGCUACACAUCGAGCAUUGGAGGAAUUUGGUUCCCCUCGACUGAGACAAAAACUGGCAGGCAACUGUCUUGAUGGAAGUCAUGAUGACAGGACAGGAGAGCAGCGCCGCUGUCGGUCUUGGUCUGGAUCACCAGUGAUACCAUGCAGUUCUAGAACCUUGCCCACUAAAGCAAAAUUAAUGGACCAUGAGCGGAAUAGUCAGUUUUCUAGAAUUCCAAGGAGCCCUGCUACAGACCAACUGUCUAACCAUGCCAAACAAGCUUACUUUAACAUGUCCCACUCAACCGCAAACACUCAGGAGGUCUCAAACCAAAGAGUGCAAGGGUAUAGGUAUCGCCCAAAUUUACCAUCUGGUAAGCCUACAGCUAUUCAACACGAAGUACCAGCUAUGACUUUAACUCAACCAUCAAGCUAUCAACAAAUCAGUCAUUCCAUAAUUGAUAGUCCACGGCAAGCCCACAGAGUUAAUUUUAACCUGGCUAAUUUCAAAAAUAAGGUAGAAGAAGGAGCUAACCAACUUAGUGGAAGGUGCAGCACAAGUCCCGAUAUGGCUCGUAAACUAGCCGAAGAAGCCACCAAACUUUCCAUACAUAUGGAAGCCAGGAGGUCUCCAUCCCCAACCCCAUCAUCAACAGACACAGUAAGGUCUGACAAUUCCCAGUUGGGACAUUCAAGAGAGCCUCAUCUCUAUUCUAGCUUCCAGGGCCCUGAAACUCACUCUAAUUGCAACCUUCCUGCUCAGGAGCACAACUGGAAACAAGAGUCUAUCAAGACUGUUCACCACUCUGUUCAAACAACCCCUCUUUUGCCCCACAUUGGAAGUUCAUCUCCGGCAGCUCCAGCAAGGUUGAACCGAUCAGAUGUCAUAUCAUCCUCUCCCAUAAGAGACCCUCGGAUAGAGAGAACACAGUUGGUUGGGAAGGACAGCCCGACUUUGCAUCGGCACCUGCCUUCCCAGUACACAAGGGACAAUCAUACACCUAGCUAUGAGCGUAGGCAGUAUGGGACACUCAGAGGUCACAAAGACAGCCCAGAUAGCAGCAGGAGACCUUUCACAAGGCCUAACUUAGAGACACCAAGCUGGACCACUCAGCAAAAGCAUGGGAUAGAGGAGUGCUUACCCAGAGAAAAUGGAAACUUGAGGGAGAUGGACAGUCAUAAGAGGAAUAGGUCAACAACACCAGUCUCCCAAGAGAUUCAUUGUAGUGUCCCAGUGCAGAAAAAUGAGAUGAAAGCGGACACUAGGACUAACAAGGAGUGGAGUGUUACAGCAUCACAGAGCUCCAGUGGGGUCACAGGCAGCCUUAUAGAGAGUACUCUACAUGAGAAAGAUUGCAUAUCAUCAGAGACAUCUAGCAAAACCAGCCAGAAGAGUCCUGACUCUGGAAACACAGGCAUACAGAUCUUGUCUGAAAGUGGACCAUUUUCACUGAGGCCUUCAUUGCACUCACAGAAGACUGCUCGUGCCAAAUGGGAGUUCUUGUUUGGGUCCCACACUGAUCAACAAGAUCAACGUGAAACAAAAGGCUCCUCCUCUGCACCCUCCAGUGGUUGUUCCAGUGAAUCUCCGACACCCAUUCCACCCUUGUCUACCCCCGUAAAGCCUAAAACAACACACUCAAGACUCUGUAAAUCAACUGGCUCUUCGAAAUUCCCAGGCCACAAUGUACAACAAGUCGACGUGGAGUUGAAAAACCAUCAUCCCGCAGUGGGGACCUCUAAUAAGGCGGGCAUCAUAAAACGUAGUGUGAAAUAUUCAGAGACAGACAUAGAUGCAGUGCCUCUGCGCUGUUACAGGGAAACAGACCUUGAUGAGGUCAUGCUGGCAGAACAGGAGGAGGUGGACUCUGCAUUUGGCAGCAACCGCAGUGUGCUGGGCACCUCAGGCACCACCAGCAGCAGCCCCCUGGAGGAAGUGCUAUGCCCACACACAGAUGGAGAGGAGGAGCUGCAAGAUGAAGAGGUGGUGAGCUGGGCCAGUGUGAGGAUGCAAGGCGACAAAAAGAGGCAAAAUGCCUCACCCGAGGGAGAUGAAGUGUUUAGUCGACUGCUAAGAGGUCCCCCAGAUUGCCAUCCUGACAGCCACAUGGCUUUGAAGUCUCCCAUCUCUGUCACCAGCCCCUGCCGAAUCUCAUCAGACGGUUCGGACUCUUUCAGCAGACACUUUGAGAGCAUUAUGGAGUCACACCGAGCUAAGGGCACCUCUUACAGCAGCCUGGAUAGUGAAGACAUCACCCCUAGUGGCCCACCAGUCUUCACGUUUGACUUUCCGACCCUCACUCCUGAGAUCCAGAGUCAGAUCAGCGAGAGUGCCAAGCAGAUCAUCGAACUGAACUUUGCUCCUCUGACGUCCCCUGAACCACCAGCUGUGUCUGAUCCCACAGAGUGUCUGUACAGGGAGGACCAGAGCGGUGUCUAUGAAGAAGAGAGUCCAUUCUGCAGUGAAUCCUGCUCUGAUCAAGCCCGCAGGCCUGAUUCUGACACAGAUGCUGCUAUAAGAGAGAGGCCAUCACGGCCGGUGUCCGAAUCCGAUCCAGACGUGGCUGAGCGAUUGGCUGUGGGCAGCACUGAAACUCUGGCCAAUGGCAACAAAGCUGACCUCCAAGCUGCAAAACGGCUGGCCAAACGUUUGUACAAUCUGGAUGGAUUUAAGAAGUCAGAUGUGGCACGUCACCUGAGCAAGAACAAUGAUUUCAGUCACAUAGUGGCGGAGGAGUAUCUCAGUUGUUUUAACUUCUCAGGGAUGAUGGUGGAUCAGGCGUUGAGAGUGUUUUUGAGACAGUUUGCCCUAAUGGGAGAGACACAAGAGAGGGAGCGAGUAUUAUCCCAUUUUUCGAAAAGAUACCUCCAGUGCAACCCCAACACUAUUGUAAAUGAAGACUGUGUUCACACACUGACUUGUGCCCUGAUGCUGCUCAACACUGAUCUGCAUGGUCAUAACGUCGGGAAGAGGAUGUCCUGCAUGCAGUUCAUUAGUAACCUAGAGGGGCUAAAUGAUGGCCAAAACUUCCCCAAAGAUCUUCUCAAGGCUCUCUACAACUCCAUCAAAAAUGAAAAGCUGCAGUGGACAAUCGAUGAGGAGGAACUGCGGAAGUCUUUCUCUGAGCUGGACGGCAGGAAAGACUCCACAUCUCACACUAUGAAGCGGGUCAGCAGCGGUGGAAACCCCCUCGUCAGUGUUGCACAGCAGUCCAGCGCUCAGGUCUACAUGAACGGCUUUCUCGUGCGGAAAGUUCACGCUGACUCUGAUGGCAAGAGAACUCCACGAGGUAAAAGAGGAUGGAAGACAUUUUAUGCCAUCCUAAAAGGACUGAUUCUUUACCUUCAAAAGGAUGAAUAUCGUCCGGAUAAGCAGCUGUCUGAUGAGGACUUGAAGAAUGCAGUAUCAGUCCAUCAUUCUUUAGCCAUGCGGGCAGCAGACUACAGCAAACGACCCGACGUGUUUUACCUUCGCACUGCUGACUGGAGGGUCUUUCUUUUCCAGGCCCCCAACGCAGAGCAAAUGCAGUCCUGGAUAACCCGCAUCAACACGGUGGCAGCCAUGUUCUCUGCUCCUCCCUUCCCAGCUGCCAUUGGCUCCCAAAAGAAGUUCAGCCGCCCUCUUCUGCCAGGCUCAAACACCAAGCUCUCUCAGGAGGAGCAGCUUAAGUCUCACGAGACACGGUUUCGCGCCAUUUCUGCUGAGCUCCAGGAACUGCGCUCUACGCCCCAAGACCGCAAGCCCAAAAGCAGAGAACAAGAAGAGCACAAGCAAAGGGAAGAGUAUCUAGAUUUUGAGAAAACACGUUACGGAACAUAUGCAAUGCUGCUAAGAGCUAAGAUCCGCAUAGGAGAAACUGACCUGGAGACGUUCGAGGCCCGUUUGUUUGACGACGGCGGCCUGCAGAGGGCCCACUCCAGCCCCACGUUACCCCAAGACAACAGCCAUGCCAGCAGCACCAAAGAGUCGAGCAGGAGCAGCGGCAGCAGCAAGAGGACCAGACGCUCAGACGGUCAGAGACACAGCUGCAGACAGGCUGUCAAACAGUGAGAGAACCCAAGCAGAAGAGCUUGUUUUUCUCCAUUCAGGAGCUGAGUAUAGAGAGCUACCAGGACGGCUGCAGAUUACAUUGAUGGCUGUUCUCAAGUCGUCAUGAUCACGAAACUGUGGUUGGGGUUGCUGAGCCCCACGUGUGACCGCUGGGAAAGCAUGCUUUUCUGGCCAGUAACCGCAAACCCAAAUCUGCCAGUGGGCAGAUGAGAAGGAGCACCAGCCUCACAUCGUCUUAUUUCUGUCAGUCUGUGUUCUCGCCACAAAUCUGUGUACUAUGCUUGUUGAUCGUCAGUUUAAACACUCGUGGCUUUUCAUUUGAACAAGCUGAAGUGCAAACUUGGUGGCCCUGGGAGUGACAGCAUAAUGAGAAGUCAGCCUCUUUAUUGUGUGAACAAGUGCUGUUCACUUUAUAUAUUUAAAGCAUUGUAGAUUUUGCUUUUUAGAUAAUUUCAUCAUUUGAGGUCGAUCAAGCGCUUUAACUCUUUAUGGGAAGUUCAAGAACUUAGUCUACUCUGUAUAGUCCUUUAAACCUUCUUAAAGCACGUCUCAAAGCAUGCCUAAGAUGUUUGAAGACAAUCAGUUCCUCAUUUGGUACAAUUACUAAGAAUAUGAAUGCAUUAUUUCUCUUUAUACCAUGACAGCGGACUAGUGAUAAUGACCUUGUGAAAAAUAAGUGUGGUUAAUCAUAGUGUAUGAAUGUGCACUUGUAGUGUACUUCAAAUCUUAAAAGUGUAUUUUUAAGAUACUGUACUUGAGGAUAAUGUAAUAUUAAUGAAAUUAAGGCCACUUAUGUGUACUUAGAGUACACUUUUUAUUUUAUUUUUUGACUGUCUGUGUCAGAUGUAGUCAGUUACUUUAAAGUACAUUUAAAUCAUUGUUUUAAUCUUUUGUUGUGUUUUAAAGUAGUACACGUAUUUUGAUGUGUUGGCUAACAUUGUAAAGUACUUGAUUCAAAUUCUGUGGUUUUUAACUGAUAUUACAUUUAAGAAAAUUAUAUUUUAAAUGUAUUAAAUUGCAACUUUAUUACAAAUGUGUAAUUAGAAAGAUGUUUUAAAUAUGUGAAAUACAAGUUUCAGCAGUAUAAACUAUAUUUUAAAGGUAUAUUUGAAGUUAGUAUGAAACUACAGAUAAGGAUAUACUAAGUCCUACAUGAAAUGCAAUUAACCGUAUUUAAUAUAAUAUUGCAUUUAAACUAUAAUACAUUAUCAUUUGAUUGCAGAAAACAAACAAACAUGCAAUUAGCUGUCCAAUAAGUACUCUUUUUAAAAGUAUGCUGAAGUGCACUUCUUUUUCACAAGGGAUUACUUUACAUGCUGAAUAUCUGAAGGACUUUACUCUGUGCACAUUGACCGAUCACCAUGUGAAACGGAUGUUAAAAUCAAUCUCAAUAAUCGACCCCAUCAUAUUAUGUAGUGUAAUGUGUAUUUAAAAUACGUAUUGAGCUUGAGAAUGAUGUAUGACCGAGCCACUGAUUUCUCAGGCACUCAUUUUCAAAUGUAUGAUCCAUUCAGUGCUGUGGUGAAACAGGAGGCACUAAAAGCUGGUCUGUUCAGAUUAACCACAUCUAAUACCUCAACUGCACUGAGAGACCUGCUCAAGGGAGUGUCAUUUGGUCGGAAAUAAUUCUAGACGUUUACGAACUGGUGUGUUCUUAUGUUCAAUUGAACUUGUAUGAAAGAUAUUGCUUUAUAGGAGAGUGAAGGUAAGCUUCUGUGCUGCUUAUCAUAACCUCAUGAACUGUCCUACUGAUCUCCGAAUCCAAGAAAUUGUAAAACAACACACUAAUCAAUGCGAAUCCAGGUCAUGAAGAUCUAAACUGACUGUUAACACUGCCAGCAUAUAGAUCGAAUUCAGACAUUUAGGACACACACACACACACAAAUAUAUUUUGACAUGAUAUGGGACCCUAAUUCCAUCAAAUGGCACUUCAAUAGUGUCUCGCUUCACUGCACUAUGAAUAAUAGGCAUAUUUAAUGAAGAGUUAUUUAUAUAUUUUGAACAUUUAUUGAGUAUUUGUUUAUGACUGAAGCAUAUGGACUAAAAAUUUAUAUCCAAGUUUUCUAUAGGGAGCACUCGACCACUACAAGUAGUUUGGUGUCACCCAAAGAUUUUGCUGUAAAUGUAACUUAUUUCUUAUGACUUAGUUUUUGUGUUUGGUGUGUUAUCCAUUCUAGCUGUAUAUAUGAUGUUAAUAUUAUGUUACAGCCUCUCAGUAAAAAAAUGCUAUAAUGUUUGUAAUGUUUUGAAGGCAUAGGCAAAAUAAAUCUGUUUUGAAAGGA
Messenger RNA from Carassius auratus (goldfish), 7482 nucleotides. It is a transcript of the gene psda, whose product is annotated as pleckstrin and Sec7 domain containing a. Gene Ontology annotation, biological process: regulation of ARF protein signal transduction. Bases 365 to 5200 code for a protein of 1611 amino acids. The transcript is spliced from 17 exons. Gene Ontology annotation, molecular function: protein binding; guanyl-nucleotide exchange factor activity; phospholipid binding. Lineage: Eukaryota; Metazoa; Chordata; Actinopteri; Cypriniformes; Cyprinidae. The record is from RefSeq and is a predicted model, not a curated record.